This is a messenger RNA of Oryzias melastigma (Indian medaka), 3812 nucleotides long. RefSeq names its product forkhead box G1b (gene foxg1b). Lineage: Eukaryota; Metazoa; Chordata; Actinopteri; Beloniformes; Adrianichthyidae. Bases 528 to 1763 code for a protein of 411 amino acids. Gene Ontology annotation, biological process: regulation of transcription by RNA polymerase II. Gene Ontology annotation, cellular component: nucleus. Gene Ontology annotation, molecular function: DNA-binding transcription factor activity; sequence-specific double-stranded DNA binding. The transcript has a single exon. The record is from RefSeq and is a predicted model, not a curated record.
UUUACGCACAAACUCAGGUUGGUUUACUCAUUCCGUGCGCGUGUGCGUGCGUGAGACAGGACACAGUCACAUGGGGGGGAAUUUGGAGAGAGCGUGCACGCGCGUAAAUACCGAAACGCGGGGAGAUUAGUGGGCGCGCGGAGAGAAAAGAUGAAAGGUUUCUGUUGCUGGAGACCGGAAAGGUCGACGGCGCGUGAGCUCCGAGAAACGGAGACUGAGGGAAGAAGCGCGCAGAGGAUUUGUCAACAAAGAAGCUCCUCCUCUCCGUGACGCAGCCCACUACUCGGAACCUCCUUAAUUACUAAUUUCUCUACAUUCAAGCCGUGAUCGCUCCCUCCUCCCCCCUCUCUCUCCAUCCACGCUCCUCUCAUCCCGCUCCUCCUUUCUCUCGGUGUCUUUCGUUUCCAGCCCGGAUAACGGAGGCGGACGCGCUUGGAGUGACUGUAAAUACUAUUUUUUCCUUAUUAUUAUUUAUUCUCCGGGAUUCUUUUUCUUUUCUUUUCUUUUUUUUCUUCUGGCCACCGGGCAUGGAGGAUGUAAAAGACCCGCCGACCGUCCACCGGUCCUCCUCCUUCAGCAUCAAGAGCCUCCUGCUGCCCUCCAAGUGCGAACGCUCGGACUCGGUCGCCGCCGCCACAGUCGUCCCCGUGAACCUCUGUCCGUCCCCGGAAUCCGACUCCGACAAGUCGCUGCUGGAGCCGCCAGAGGUGGUGGACUCCGCCGCCGCUCUGGAGCCCGACAAAGUGAGUAAGGAGGAACAGGGGCUGGAAGAGGAGGAGGACGGAGGGGGAGGCGGCGGCGGAGGAGGAGACGACUCCAAGGCAGCAGCGGAGCAGAACAGCAACGGCAAAAACGGGAAGUACGACAAGCCGCCUUUCAGCUACAACGCCCUGAUCAUGAUGGCCAUCCGACAGAGCCCCGAGAAGCGGCUGACGCUCAACGGCAUCUACGAGUUCAUCAUGAAGAACUUCCCGUACUACCGGGAGCACAAGCAGGGCUGGCAGAACUCCAUCCGGCACAACCUCAGCCUCAAUAAGUGCUUCGUGAAGGUGCCCAGGCACUACGACGACCCCGGGAAGGGCAACUACUGGAUGCUGGACCCGAGCAGCGAUGACGUUUUCAUCGGAGGGACCACCGGGAAGCUCCGCCGGCGCUCCGCCACCUCCCGGGGGAAGCUGGCCAUGAAGCGCGGGCUGCGCUUCGCUCCGCUCGGGCUGGGGAUUAACGAGAGGGCGAGCAACCCGCUGUACUGGCAGAUCUCUCCGUUUCUCUCCCUCCAUCACCACCAUCACCACCACCCGCACUACAACGGCUCCUCACCGGGAUUCCUCAACCAGGCGGCUGGCUACGGCUCGCUGCUGCCCGCCGUGGAGCAGCUGAACAACGGGGAGCUGGGGCGCUCCAUCCUCGGCGGCUCCGCGGCGGGCGCGCUGGGUUUAACGAACACGUACGGCAUGAACACGUCCCCCGUCGGGCUGCUGUCCGGACAGACCGCCGGAUACUUCGUGUCGGGGAGCCAACACGCCGCCGCGGCGUCCGGGCCCCCCGGUGGGGGCCCCCCGCCUCCGCCUCACCCUCCGCCGCACCUCCAGCAGGGCGCGCCGGCGUUCGGCGGCCUGUCGAGCAGCGGCUCCCCGCAGAGCCUGCUGUCGGACUCCCUGAGGAACAGCUCCAUACCGGCCUUCUCCCCGGGCAUGUCCGCGGGCUUCCCCGGGGUGCUGUCCCACCAAAAGAGGGUAACUCCUAACGCCUUCCUGAACUGAGGACGCACGAGGAGGGACGUCACGCAAAAGGGAGAGAACGUUUGGGGGGGAGGGGGGGGGGGUAGUUUACCGACUGCAAAAAUAUAUUUGCAGGUUUUUUGGCCAUAUUCAGCCCGGAAGUGACGCGGGUUUAUCUGGAUUAUUUUUCUGCGCUUUGGACUAAAAAAAGGAGAAAUGUUUUGUUACCGCGGGUUGUACAACUGUAAACUAGACUUGCCAAAGGUAACACUAUAAGUAUAUUUCAAGCUAUUUAUAUCUUGUACAAAGAUUUUCAGGACUUUCUUCUAGUUGUUUAUUUAUGUUUUGUAUUUAUUGUAUUUAAUUUUGGCUCAGUGUAUUCUCUCAGUAUUAAGUCGAUUAAUAAGACAAUCACAGGGUUAAUAAUUAUUAUUUAUGAAUUUUGACUCAAUCAAAAGGAGAAAAGACAAUCAGAAAAAAAAUGUUUUAUUUUAUUUGAGAGGGAAAAACUUCUGGAAAAAAGUUUGUGAGUAGAGAAAUAAUUAAAUGACGCCUUAAAAGCAGCAGGAAGAGAAUAAAUCAGGGUUUUUACAGGAAAAAGAAGCCUACAAUUCAUAUCUUACUCAGGUUCAACCCCGAACAGGCCUAACGAGAAGAAAAAUGAUUAUUAUUGUGACAAUCAAAGUCUUUCCUGUGAAGAGUUUCCUUCCAAAAUGACAAUAUCCAAACAAGCCCCAAUCAUUAACGGAUAUUCAUCUCUUUUUGGAAAAGAACUCUUCCCGUGAAUUUAUGCAAAUCCGUGAACUCUUUCUGUUCCCUGACCUUAUUUGUAGUUGUGAGCGUGCGCGUGGUCAGGCCUGUAUGUGGGGAAAACCCUCCUGCGCAUGUGCGCACACGCACCUACCACACAGUCGGGUUCAAAGAUGACACCUUUACUGCGGUUCUGACCCGCUCAUCCGCUUCGGAAACCCGGAGAGGUGUCGGGUCGGCGCCCCCCUCCCCCACGCAACACACUCGUACGUGCGCACGUGCAUGCAGUACCUUCAAACAAGCGACCCCUCGCAUCUUUCUGCUUUUGAUUUAAAACAUUUUUAUAAAACCGCAUUUUGCGCACUUUUUUCAGCCACAACAAACGCAAAAGUGAAGCCGCCGCAGAUUUCUGAUCAUCACUCAAACUGCACGACAAUCAAAAACCCGGAAGAGUGUGGAAUCUGCUGCAUAUGCAGACAUCAACAUUUUAUUUUGGCAUUAUUACAUUAUUUAUGCGACAGAAAUGCGACAAACUUCAUGUUUAUUAAAAAAAAUCGCAACAGACUGGAAGUGAUGAAAACCCAAGUUUGUCUAAAAUAAAUAAAUAAAAACUUUCAAAAUAAAACACAUUUCAUUCAACUUAAUUUCUUUUUUUUAAUAAAAAAAACCCCAUAGUCUUGUUUUUCGUUGUGCCUAAAGCUCAAAGCAGAAAAAAUAACAAACAAAUAGAAAAAAUAAUAAUAUAGACUUUAAAAAGCAUGAAUUUGAUGUCAUAAACAGUUGUUGUGACACUCCAAAUUGUCUGGAAUUUGGAAAUAAAAUAUAAUUUUUGAUUAAGGAUACCAACUAAAGUUUAACCUAUAGAUAAUGCUGUAAAACCACAUUAAUAGUCAUUUGAAAAACAAUUUUCUUUAUCAACUUUUGUAUUAACUCAAAGUUUUCCAAACAACUUGUGGGUCUAAAAGAGGUGAAACUAAAGUUGGAAACAUUUUUUUUUUCUGGACAAAAUUAAAAAAAGUGAAAAAUACAUUUACUGAAAUGUUCCACUUGAAUCUUUGAAGCGCUGAAGUAUGGAUCGGUGGGUAUUGAUCUCAGGUCAGCACAGUUCCAAUGGGCUGACGGCCUCUGCUGCUGCAGACUUUGCAAAUUAAAGCUUUACAGGCAAAACACCACGGAGAUAACACCUAAAUACAACAAAAAACAUUUCUGAUGGGAAAUCCUUCCAGUGGGGGUAGUUUAUUUUUCUCACUGGAAUGAAAGGCUUCAGGCCUUUUACUGCAGUUUGGAUUCAGUGUUUUCUGGAUUGGAGGUUUUUCAAAAUAAAGUCAAAGUGGAAGCUGC